AUGUACUAUGGAGAAGACAACUCUGAACAAUGGAAGCGGACGAAGCAGACGAAGGCCGAAGCCAAAGCCGCAAAGACGGCCAAGCUGGACCCUGACAGCGAGCUGAACCGCAACGCAAAAGAGGUCAUGGACGAGCGGGCGGCGCGCAACAAGCGCAAGCUGGAGGCGAUGCAGGAGGAAGAGGACAAGGAGGACGAGGAGCCCAUCCCGGGUGUGCAGAGGGAGCUGCCCGGCCAGGGCUUGCGGAUGAACAAGGACUACAAGAAGCAGAAGACGGCCGACCUCCCGAUCGACACGAUUGAUGACGCCAACCCUGCCGAGAUGUCGCAAAACCAGCUCAUGAGAAUGGCGAAGAAGGAGGCCAAGCUGGAGAAGCGCGCGAGCAAGAAGGCGAAGAAGGCUGAGAAGAAGGCUGCUAAGCUCGAGGCUGCUGGUGGCGACGCCGCCACUGAUGCUGCUGAUGCUACUGAUGCUGAAGCGCCUGAGGUCAAGGAGUCCAGCAAGCCCGCCGAUACCAAGGCUGCAAAGUCCUCGGCGGCCGCCAAGAAGGAGUCGAGCAAGAAGCAACAGAAGAAGGCCGAGUCCAAGGAUGCCCAGCCCGUCAGCAACGACCACGACAGGGACGCGGACAAGGACGAGGACGAGGAGUACGAGACCGUCGACGAGUCCGACGACGAGACCGAGCCCGCGACACAGUCCAAGUCCAAGUCCGCCGACCUCAACCCCCUCGACCUCUCCGGCCUCGCCCAACAACAAAAGGCCACAGAGUCCAGCGGCGCCUCGACACCGGCCUCGCCCACCUUUGACACCAGUGCCGGUCCCUCCAACACCGCCGCGAGCGCUAGCACCACAACCUCAACGAGCUCCACCGUCCCGCCCUCCGAGAAGCCAAAGCACAUCAAACUCCCCGCCGACACCUCCGCCCUCCGCGCCCGCCUCGCCGCGCGCAUAGAAGCCCUCCGCGCCGCCCGCAAAGCAGACGGGCCCGACGGCAAACCGAUCCGCACCCGCCAGGAGCUCAUCGAGGCGCGCCGCUUCAAGCAGGCCCAGCGCAAAGAGCACAAGAAGGAGCUCCGCACAAAGGCCAAGCUCGAGGAAGAAGCCCGGCGUGAGGAGACGCUCGCGUCAAACUCCCCCAGCGUCAUGUCCCCCCGCGUCGGCCUCGGCGGCGACGACGACGGAGAUGGCGAACCCGCCAACUUUGCGUUCGGCCGCGUCGCCUUCGACGACGGAACAAAGCUCUCGCACGACCUCUCGCACGCGCUCAACACGCACAAGAAGCGCGGGCCCUCGGACCCCAAGACGGCGCUCAUCAAGAUCCAGAACCAAAAGAAGCGCCUCGCGGCCCUGGAUAAGGAGAAACAGGCCGACAUUGCCGAAAAGGAGCAGUGGCUCAUCGCCCGGAAACGCGCCGAGGGCGAGCGCGUGCGCGACGACGAGCAGGCGCUCAAGAGGGCCGUCAAGCGCAAGGAGCAGACCAAGAAGAAGAGCGAAAAGGCGUGGAAGGAGCGCAGCGACGGUGUCGCGAAAUCCAUUCGCGAGAAACAGAAGAAGCGCGAGGAUAACUUGAAGAAGCGCAAGGAUGAUAAGCUGGCGCAUAAGCUCGGUCGCAAGAGCGGGAAGAAGGUUGGCGGUGGCGGGGCCAAGAAGACCAAGGCGCGUCCUGGGUUUGAGGGGAGCUUUGGCGGUGGUAAGAAGAAGAAAUAA
Messenger RNA from Colletotrichum fioriniae, 1707 nucleotides. RefSeq lists its product as uncharacterized. The record is from RefSeq and is a predicted model, not a curated record. Gene Ontology annotation, biological process: ribosomal small subunit biogenesis; ribosomal large subunit biogenesis. Gene Ontology annotation, molecular function: RNA binding; DNA binding. Lineage: Eukaryota; Fungi; Ascomycota; Sordariomycetes; Glomerellales; Glomerellaceae. Gene Ontology annotation, cellular component: nucleolus.